AUGACGCGACGCAUCGUGAGUCCUGUCUAUUCGCCUCGAGAGAACCCCCCCUGGACCGCCGCUAACCCAUCAACUGCAAUAGACCGAAGCUACAGAGUCUUGCCAACGUCGCUACACAACUACCUGCCGACACACCACCCCGGUCAUGUCGUCACCGACGUCACGCUGGUGACAUGCUCAACAGUAAACCCGCUCUCGAACUGCGACCUCGACCCCAAAAAAUGGCAUCGCAUCGACAAGGAAUUGUUCCUUGGCCGUGCCUGGACGACCAGGGCUUACCUUUACGUCAGCCGAAAACAUGAAGAGGAACUUGUGGACGGGGACUCGGUGGUCGUCGAUUUAAAGGUCGGUCCAUUGAGACCCGAGGACGAAAAGCCAGACACGCAUGCGGCCUGGGAGUCGCGGCCCGGCGGUAUCUGGGUGAAGCGCUCCUCGCGAAAGGUGGCGAGCGAUUCGGAUGAGGCCAUUACAAACGUCGACGUGCUCUUUGGCGAUGACGCCGUGGAGGCCCGGGACGGCUGGGCGAUCCGAGGGACGCCGCUCCAGAUUGACGCGAGCGGCACUUUCCAUUCGGCACACGUCACUGUUCGUCGCGGCGCGCCAGUUGAGCUAAAGAAGCCAAAACCGCGCAUUCCGGACAGCGGAAAAUUCAAGAUUCUCCAGAUUGCUGACCUCCACUUGAGCACCGGCGUUGGUGUGUGCCGCGACGUCUUCCCCGAGCUUGCCAAGGGCGAGAAGUGCGAGGCGGACCCCAGGACACUGGAAUUCGUCGACAAGAUGAUCGAUGAGGAAAAGCCGGACUUUGUAGUCCUCAGUGGCGACCAAGUCAACGGCGAGACGGCACCUGAUCCGCAAUCUGCUAUCUUUAAGAUUGCCCUCAAGCUCAAGGAGCGCAAGCUCCCCUACGCCGCCAUCUUUGGCAACCACGAUGACGCGCAGGCCAUGGGCCGUGAGGCGCAAAUGGCCAUCAUGGAGUCGCUGCCGUACUCGCUCGCGACCGCUGGGCCGGCCGAGGUGGACGGCGUGGGCAACUACUAUGUCGAGGUGCUCGGUCGCAGCGGCUCGGACCACUCAGCCAUUACCAUCUACUUCUUUGACACGCAUUCGUAUUCUCCCAACGAGCGCAAGUACCCGGGCUACGACUGGGUGAAGCCCAGCCAGAUUGAGUGGUUCAACCGGACGGCCGACCACCUCGUCAAACCGCACGCCGAGUACAGCCACCAGCAUAUGGACAUUGCCUUUAUCCACAUCCCGCUCACGGAGUAUGCCGACUUCAACCAGACAUGGGUCGGCGAGUGGCGCGAAGGUGUUACAGCGCCCAUCUAUAACCCUGGCUUUCGGGAUGCCCUCGUCGACAAGGGCAUCCUCAUGGUCAGCGCAGGCCACGACCACUGCAAUGACUACUGUAUCCUCUCCACCAAGGGCGAGCGUCGCGACCCGGCCAUGUGGAUGUGCUACGCCGGCGGCGUCGGCUUCGGCGGCUACGCCGGGUACGGCGGCUACCUCCGCCGCGUACGCAUAUACGAGAUUGAUGUCAACGCCGCACGCAUCCUCACAUGGAAGCGCGUGGAAGCUGGGCCCAACAUCACCGCCCGCAUUGACCAGCAGAUCAUCGUCGACGCCGCGAGGGCGUACCCGGCGCCGCUGCCCCCACCCUCGCCGCCACCCGUCGCAACGGAGCGUCCGGUUGACGGGGCUUGA
Molecule: messenger RNA, 1701 nt
Organism: Cordyceps fumosorosea ARSEF 2679
Lineage: Eukaryota; Fungi; Ascomycota; Sordariomycetes; Hypocreales; Cordycipitaceae
Product: Metallophosphoesterase domain protein
Exons: 4
Coding region: 1-1701 (566 amino acids)
Cellular component (GO): cytoplasm
Molecular function (GO): phosphoprotein phosphatase activity
Source: RefSeq, a predicted model, not a curated record